CUCCUGUUUUCCAUCUGAGGGGUUCAGGAGUGUUGGUUAGCAGAGACUGAGAGGACGGAUGCUGAUUUAUUACUUCUGCAAUUACCUGACAGCACUUUAUCUUUCCUAAACACCCUGCUCUAUGCUGCUUUCACUUGAUGUGGAGACUAUUUUUCAUGCCUGAAAAUUUGUGCCUGAUGCUCCAACAUUCAUAGAGCUUCAAGACAACAGAAGGUGAAGUACUGCAUCAUGACUAGGAAGGUGUUCACGAACACACGCGAGCGCUGGCGCCAACAUAACGUGAACACAGCUUUCGCAGACCUGCGGAAACUCAUCCCCACACACCCGCCCGAGAAGAAGCUCAGCAAGAACGAGAUCCUGCGGCUGGCCAUGCGCUAUAUCAACUUCUUGGUGACUCUGCUGGAGAGCCAGGGAGGAGAGCCGGGAGCUCAAUCGCAAGCCGCGCUCCUCACACUGAUCACGGGGAACAUGCAGAAGCUGCGCACCGAGCGCACCUGGACCAGCGACACCGACCCGCCCUCACCCGGGUCCAGCUGCGACAGCUCAGAAGCCUGGUAGAACGGAACGAAAGUGAGAGGAUUCCGUGAUUGUGAUGUUUUUGCAAGUUCCAUCGCCACGGAGGGACAAAGCUGGAUUUUUGGAACUCGGAAUGUUCGCUAUGACAUCACAAUCACUCAUUUCAGCCAAGCUGUUUGGAAACGAAUGCUCUUUGGAAACACGAUAUUCACCAGUACUGCUCUUGAGCAGGAACCACGAACAACAUAUGCAUGGUCAAGGAUGCACUUUGGAAGCAUCUAACUGACGCUUUGUAGUUUUAAUGUAAUUUCAUUUCCUUGACUGAAUUAACACUCAAGAAUGUUUUGUUUGAGGUUGAAGGCAACCUCCGAAUUGAAACUGUAAUUUAUUUGAUCGUAUUUAUUUAUUUUUUUAUAUUUAUGCUUUCAAUGCGGCUAGUUGUACAUUAAAUUGUAAUUUAUUAAAUGGAAAAUGUUAUUGUUUAAACUACUCUGCAUUCACAAAUACAAAAUAUGUUUUGCCAAAGAUUAUUUUUGUGCAUUCAUUAUUCAAGUGUAGAAUGUCUUUUUUCUCAAAAAUCAAAUAAUUGUUACUUGAAAAUUAUUUAUUGUAUAAAUGUAGUCUGUUUGAUAUUAA
This is a messenger RNA of Carassius gibelio (silver crucian carp), 1152 nucleotides long. Its product is annotated as T-cell acute lymphocytic leukemia protein 2-like. Gene Ontology annotation, biological process: regulation of transcription by RNA polymerase II. The record is from RefSeq and is a predicted model, not a curated record. NCBI's taxonomy places the organism in Eukaryota, Metazoa, Chordata, Actinopteri, Cypriniformes, Cyprinidae. Gene Ontology annotation, molecular function: protein dimerization activity; DNA-binding transcription factor activity, RNA polymerase II-specific; RNA polymerase II cis-regulatory region sequence-specific DNA binding. The coding region runs from base 229 to 558 and encodes 109 amino acids. The transcript has 2 exons.